This is a messenger RNA of Microtus ochrogaster (prairie vole), 1259 nucleotides long. RefSeq names its product gamma-crystallin A. Gene Ontology annotation, biological process: visual perception; lens development in camera-type eye. Gene Ontology annotation, molecular function: structural constituent of eye lens. The record is from RefSeq and is a predicted model, not a curated record. Lineage: Eukaryota; Metazoa; Chordata; Mammalia; Rodentia; Cricetidae.
AUAAUAGAAAAUUAAGAAAAUUUUAAUUUCAAAAGGAAGAAACAAUAUGAGGGCCUACAUAUAAACUUAUCAUUCCUUGAUGGCCACAGUUGAUGUUUAGUCUCUACACAGUUCUAAUCUUUUUAUCUUAAACAUGUACAACUUUAAAAAUUAAAUAUAUAUUAUACAGAUGAAGACACACAGCUGUUUUCCAGUUAGAGGAUUUUGGUUUGUUUUCUGCUAACUCUUGGUGCCUCAGAGUGCUUCUGAAACUCAUGAUUCUCAUGAGCACAGAUGGAGCCCAGCCUCCACCUCAGCACUUUCUAUAGGCAAACACUGCGAACUGCUGGGUCCGUAAAGUAUUUCUAGAGAGCAGCAUAGGAUGCGAUGCACGCCCUUUGUCUCCAAGGUCAUAAUGGCUCUGCUGACUUUAAUUUCUUUCACUGGAGUUAGGGUGGACAACUCGAAAAUGCCAGAGAGAAUGUGAGCCCCCACCCCAUGAUCCCAAAUGAAAAAGCAGGAGAACACAGAACUCCCCUCAGCGUUACCCCAGCGGCCCCCUUUUGUGUUGUUCUUGCCAACACAGCAGCCACCCUGCUGUAUAUAUAUCAGCUGCCACUCCUGUCCCCCUCACACUCAACGCUGGUCAUUUGCUGUCAACGACGAUGGGAAAGAUCACCUUCUACGAGGACCGCGGCUUCCAGGGCCGCUGCUAUGAGUGCAGCACCGACUGCCCCAACCUGCAGACCUACUUCAGCCGCUGCAACUCCAUCCGAGUGGACAGUGGCUGCUGGAUGCUCUAUGAGCGCCCCAACUACCAGGGCCACCAGUACUUCCUGAGGCGCGGGGACUACCCUGACUAUCAGCAGUGGAUGGGCCUCAGCGACUCCGUCUGCUCCUGCCGCUCCCUUCCCUAUACCAGCUCUCACAGGAUAAGGCUGUACGAGAGAGAUGACUACCGGGGCCUUGUGUCUGAGCUCACGGAAGACUGCUCCUGCAUCCAUGAUCGCUUCCGCCUCAGUGAGAUCUACUCUCUGAACGUGCUGGAAGGCUGCUGGGUCCUCUACGAGAUGCCCAACUACCGGGGGCGGCAGUACCUGCUGAGACCUGGAGAUUACAGGCGCUACCAUGACUGGGGGGCCAUGGAUGCCAGGGUGGGCUCUCUGAGACGGGUCAUGGAUUUGUACUAAGCCUCAUAUUGCUUGAUACAAUCCACACACAUGCAAUAAAUAUAUAACUGUGUCCAUGGCACAAAGUGGCUCUUGUUGAUCUUUCAUAUC